Messenger RNA from Peronospora matthiolae, 711 nucleotides. Lineage: Eukaryota; Oomycota; Peronosporomycetes; Peronosporales; Peronosporaceae. The record is from the annotation of a GenBank genome assembly.
AUGCUCAAUUGCGAGGAAAAGGACCCCAAUAUGGAGAACCGACCCUAUCGAUCUUUGGCCGGAUCUCUCCUAUAUGUAGCAACAGGUGCAAGGCCCGAUAUUGCAUUUGCAGUGGGUCGCCUGAGUCGACAUUUGAAAAAACCAAGUGAAGAACACUGGAACGCAGCCAUUCGUGUGCUGCGCUACCUAAAGUCAACUGCAACGCACGGAAUUUGCUAUCGUAGCAAGCCCGGUGGCCUCAAGCUGAGUGCAUUUAGCAACACAGAUUGGGGGAGUGACAAGGAUAAUCGACAUUCGACAUCAGGAGUUAUGGUGAUGGUCAAUGACUCUCUAGUCAUAUUCAAGUCGAAGCUUCAAAGCAGUGUAUCACUAAGCACUGCUGAAGCUGAAUGUGUGGCACUUUCGUUGUGUAUUCACGAUAUAAUGUGUACCAAGAGUUUAUUGAUGAAGAUGAAGGUCAAGAUUGACGCUCCAGUCAUCGUGUAUGAAGACAACCAAAGUGGGAUUGCUAUUGCGAAAAUUAAAGGAUGUCAAAGUCGAGCGAGGCACAUUGAUAUUCGCUAUUAUUUUGUUCGCGAUCGAGUCAAGGCCAAAAUGAUUCAGCUGGAGCAUAUUGAAACUAAGUUUCAGCUCGCCGAUUUUCUGACGAAGGCGAUUUCGACCAGCAAGUUCCAGUCUCUCGUGGCAAAGACAAGCGUUGGAGACUUCUAG